This is a messenger RNA of Paracoccidioides brasiliensis Pb18, 234 nucleotides long. RefSeq lists its product as uncharacterized. The transcript is spliced from 2 exons. Bases 1 to 234 code for a protein of 77 amino acids. The record is from RefSeq and is a predicted model, not a curated record.
AUGGCAUUGGAAAGGGAGAUCAGACGGGUUGGCUUUGACAUGGAAAAAGUAACCAAAGCUCGAACCAGAUCACGGUCAAAGCUAGAACAUCAGUUUGGCACCUUUGAUCAGCAACCUUCGGUUAGCGUGGAUCAUUGGACAUCGCUGAAGUGCAAUGCCCACCAGACAUGGGCGCUAUAUGCAGCCAUACAAAAUGCUGAUGCACAACUUCUCAGAGACCUUCUUGUUAUUUAG